AGAGCCAUCUGCGAUCAGCUGAUACUUCCAUACAUUUGUUUUUCAGUUGACGAGUCCCCGGAAAUCGGCGAUUCGUGCGUUGGCGGAGGGGGGGAUGGAGCUCCGAACAAUCCGAACGGGACUCGUUAUUGGACAGUACGAAUUGUUCGAAUUGUUGGCAUCGUUCACUUGAUGAUCAGUACAGCUACAGAUCAGUACUCGAUCUGUGAACACCGGAGCAAGGAAUAUUUCCGAUCGGAAUCCAUUCCGAAUAAUUCCAUAAUACGUGCCCUGUAGUAUGUAACAGCUUUCUGAAGGAACUUGUCUAAUACGAUUGAGCAAGUUGUCACUCUUCAUCGUCACUCUUCGUCGUCGCAGCUAAAUCGUGUCACAUUAUUUUUCCUCAUCGUACACAAAAUGUCCAUACCGCAUACCGUUGGCUGUUCUUUGAGCAUAGAUUGAGUUACGUCCAGCCAGGCAUAGUCGCAAUAUAAUGGAUAGCGUGACAGGAAUAAUUUAUGCAAUAUGUCGAGGGUUUAUAGACAGUUUAAAGGGCACUGUUGUUCUGUUUUACAUGGAUAAGCAAAUUAAUGAAAAAUUAGUUGGGAAAUCUCCUAACCGAGUGGAACUUAGGAGAAGAGAUUCCGUUAUGCCAAGCCCCUCCAAGCAUAAACAACGGGAAUCUAUGGUGUUGAUGAGAACCAUACAAUGCUGUGCAUUAAAUGGUGGAGUGUUUUGGGCUAGUAUGCUGAUAUUCGAUUUUGGACUUUUACCAUUUGUUAAGUACUUACUAACUAUUAUAUUUGGCCAUUCUCCUGGCAUGGGCCUUACUGUAUGGUCAUGGAUUCAACCAUUUCUAUCCCUUACAUUUGGUACAAUAUGGGUACUACCACUGUUCUUACUCAGCAGAAUAGUUAACAGUUUGUGGUUCCAGGACAUAGCAGAUAGCGCUUACAGAUACAGACAGGGGAGACCAUUGCUUCUGUCAAGUGUAAGCAAACUGAUAGCUGACACGCUUUUUAGCGUAUUAGUUCAAGCAUUAUUUUUGGGACAAGGAAUGUUGGUAUCCAAAGUUCCACUACCGCCAUUAGGGGACAUUCUUGCCCUUGUGCACAUGUGCCUUCUAUAUGCUCUCUAUGCCUUUGAAUACAAAUGGUUUAACAUGGGUUGGGAAUUGCACAGACGAUUGACUUUUAUUGAAGGCAAUUGGCCAUACUUUUUAGGCUUUGGUAUGCCAUUAGCAGUACUUACCCAACUGCCCAACUCGUACUUUGUAAGUGGCUGUGUUUUUUCUAUUUUAUUUCCACUGUUUAUUGUAAGUGGAAACGAAGCAGAACCUGUAACUGGAGUAUGCGAUUGCCAACUGAAAUUAUUUUCACCAGUAAUUGCAAUUGCAAAUACAUUAUUUAAUAAAACCAUCGGACGAGCCAAUAAGCGGUGAUAAUAAAAACAAAGAAGAAUAAAUACCUAAUUUAUGCCAUUUAUAUAUUAGGAUGUGCGUACAAUUUAUCACUUUGUUAAAGAAAAGCUCACAUACAAUAGAAAUAAUUUGUAUAAGAUAAUAUUCAAAAAAACAUUUGGAUAUCUUUUGUCUGCUCUUAAAGGAAAUAAUAUUACUUUUAUUAUUUAGGCGAAUUACAAAAUGUUCAAAAAGAAUGCAAAAACUACAUUUAUUUUUUGACAUUAAACAAGAUUUUAAAAUAAAAUUACAAUUUUUUUUCUAUCGCAAUUUUUGUAAAACAAAAAUAUCUAUUCCUUAAUUGGAGUGUAAAACCAAUUAGUACAAAUAUUUAUUUACACAUAUAUAAUAUACACAUAUGUAUAGGGUGUUUAGGGUUUUCUUUCCCCUGAAUGUUCCUCAGAUGUCAUUUUAUCCUUAUUGUUUAUUAAAUAUUAGACAAAGAUGACAACUAGACACUCGGGGAAAAGAAAGAGGAAAUCUAAACGCACCCUCUAGCUUAUUCAUACAUGUGUGAUUUCCUGUAUUUAAUAAUAUUACCGGUAUACAAACGAUAUAUAUGUAUAAACUGAAUAUAUUUCUCAAUUUUUAUGAGAAUUCAUAUUUUGAGCUUUUUAUGCUGUAGCUAGUCAUUUUUUCAAUAACGAUUUGAGAUCUCCAAUCGGCGCUGUGCUAUAAACUUAUAUUAUAAACAUGCUGUAAAAAUAGUACACUCUAUGGCAGUUGGUAUAUCCAGUCUAGUGAUGAUAUAAUCUUCAUAGAAUAGUUGAGAUAUAUUACUCCAAAUAUUAAGAUAAUUCUAAUACAGUGCUACACACAUGACUAUUUUGUAUUUUUCCUUAGGAAUGUUGACUUUUGAAAAAUUUUUUAAUUUUAGGAUACUUUACAUUUAUAUUAUAUGUAAGCGCCAAUAACAUCUCAAUCAAUUGAAUCUGUUGAUCCUAAUAUUUCUAAUUACGUAUUGUGUGCCAUACAUAUCAUUUAUACAGAGAAUUCGUCCAAGAAAAUAGAUCAUAUGAAAUAAAAACAAAUGAAAACUAUAAUUGUACGAUAAAUAUUGCUAAUUAUAUAUAAUAUGUAAGAAUAUUUCAAUUUUUGUAUAUGGAUAGGAAAGUGCAAAUGAUUAUUACAUUUGUCACAUAUACGAUCAUUUUAUAUACUAUAAUUUAAAUAAAUAAGAUUAUUAAAAAGUA
Molecule: messenger RNA, 2631 nt
Organism: Solenopsis invicta (red fire ant)
Lineage: Eukaryota; Metazoa; Arthropoda; Insecta; Hymenoptera; Formicidae
Gene: tank
Product: etoposide-induced protein 2.4 homolog
Exons: 7
Coding region: 473-1420 (315 amino acids)
Biological process (GO): macroautophagy
Cellular component (GO): endoplasmic reticulum
Source: RefSeq, a predicted model, not a curated record